Molecule: messenger RNA, 1474 nt
Organism: Oreochromis niloticus (Nile tilapia)
Lineage: Eukaryota; Metazoa; Chordata; Actinopteri; Cichliformes; Cichlidae
Exons: 2
Coding region: 564-1457 (297 amino acids)
Source: RefSeq, a predicted model, not a curated record
AAUUUAAUUUUUGUAAAACUAAGGUUCCACAUGUCACUGUUGAAGUGAGGCAUUAAUCAGUGUGACACCACUUGUAAACAUGCUGCAUGUGUGGGGGUUCCCAGCCAGUGCUGCAUGGACUCCACACUGGGAUGAGCAGAGGCGUGCUGUAGCUGUGUGACACUGAUUUUGCUGCUCCACUUUGUAUUUUAGUGCUGCAUGGACUCCACACUGAAAUAAAUCCAGUUUCCAGCCAGUCUGUGUCUGUCGUCACAACGCAGUCAACCGUUCGAAAUCUGCUACAUAAAAGUGGUGCCGUGACCCGGAUCCAUCUGAUCAGCCGCUGCCGAUCGCUGAGGUUGAGCUGGACACUUCUGACACCUGCGAUAUCAGCCAAAUUAUCUUGUGGAUCCUUUUGAAAAAAAUCCUCAGUGUUUUGUUAGUAGACAUUUCUCCCAGAUACAUGUGUUAGAGUUUAACUGGGCUACAUUUACAUGUGUUGUAUUUUCCUGGGUGAUAAGCACUUUCGUAUUUUUCCUGUUUCCAAUUGUUUUUGUAGUUAUUGUUAAUUUCCUGUGAGUAACAUGACUGGUAGGGGCCAAGGCUCCUUUAACCUUUUCACACCAGUUGCUGGGAGAGGUUGGAGACUGUCUGGGGCAGAUGAAGUUAGGGACAGGUCCAUAAUGUCUCAUGAUGAGCCAUCAGAAUCAGAUGACAUUACUCAAAAUAAUGCUCAUGGGCGCCAGUUUUCAACCCCUGCUUUGAGUGAUGACAGCACACACAAGGAGCUACGUGAGCUUAUUGGUGAGCUGGGGACUCAGAUAGGUGAAUCAAUCGCUAGUCGGUUAUUAUCCAGUCAAGUCCCGCUUGGUCCAAACCAGACAGCUCCAACCGAGUCUCCCAAAGUUAAGGGCCCUGAUACCACUCUCGACUUCUCCAAAAUGAACCUAGUGGUCAGGCAAGAUAUCAAAGACCCACCUAUGUACCGAGGUGAUGACGCAGAUAAGUACUCUGUUCAUGAGUGGAUAGAUAUGAUGGAAGUGUAUUUGCAGAAGAGAGGUUUGUCUGGAGCCAUGCAAGUGGAUGAAAUCUUGAACCAUCUCCUCGGCAGAGCUAAAAACAUUGUUAGGGUGGGUUUGAAAAGCAACUCAUCUUCUGGUGCGGUGACCAACCCUGAGACCAUCUAUGCCAUACUCAGGCGUUAUUUUAGUGAGAGCCCUGGUUCUUGUCAACCAUUGGCUGACUUCUAUGCCACCCAACCAGGUGCAAAAGAAACACCAGUAGACUAUUGGGUGAGACUUAAUAUCGCAGCUGAAGCAGCUGAUAGGCACUUACAGCGCCAGGGAGGCAAAAUGGAGAACAUGGAGGCAGAAAUAGCCAUGAUGUUUAUCAGAAACUGUCCUGAUCCCAGCCUCGCCUGUGUCUUCAAAUGUAAGCCCAUUAGUAAGCAGAGAUGGGCAGUAACGCGUUACUUGUAACGCGUUACUGUAAUCUG